AAAUUUUCUGCAAGUCAUAGACGCCACGUUUUUGUAGUUCGGGGGUUAAACUACAUUUCCCAUGACUCAUCAGGCCGGAAGUCGGAGUCAGCUGACGUUCGAGUUCUGCAUUUGGAAGUUGGUUGCUAAAGUCUCGCUGUCAUUUAAGACGUUUAUUGGGUUUAUUGUCUUUUUUUUUGUACAUUAUGUUGCGUCCUAAAGCAUUAACUCAAGUACUCAGUCAAGCAAAUACAAGUGGAGUACAAAGCACACUACUAUUGAAUAACGAAGGCUCUCUGCUGGCCUAUUCUGGAUAUGGAGACACAGAUGCAAGAGUCACAGCAGCUAUCGCCAGCAACAUCUGGGCGGCAUAUGACAAAAACGGGCACCAGGCCUUUAAUGAAGACAAACUGAAAUUCAUUCUGAUGGAUUGUAUGGAGGGAAGGGUGGCCAUUACACGUGUCGCAAACUUAUUGCUUUGCAUGUACGCCAAAGAGACCGUAGGAUUUGGCAUGCUUAAAGCCAAGGCCGAAGCUUUAGUGCAGUACCUUGAAGAACCACUAACACAAGUGGCAGCAUCAUAAGGAGUUUUUAUUCUUCUGAAACAUGUAUUUGUGUACAUUGAAUUCUGAUCUUUAAGAUGUGGAGAUAUCAUUUUUAUGGCUUUAUUUAUUUGUCUACAUUAUAGGUUGAGUGACCAUCACACUUUUCAUAAGCAUAAAUUCAUCUGAAUUGCAGUUUUUUUAUUUUCUUGUUUCUUAUUGCAGUCUGUGAUCAAGUUGCAUCUAGUGCUUGUCCGAAUAAGUAUUACAUUUCUUUCUUGUUUUUUCUGUUGUUACUGUUUUUCUUGCCUCAAAUAAAUAAAUAAAAUAGUUACUUUAUGCUCA
Paramisgurnus dabryanus is the source of this 866-nucleotide messenger RNA. It is a transcript of the gene lamtor2, whose product is annotated as late endosomal/lysosomal adaptor, MAPK and MTOR activator 2. Gene Ontology annotation, biological process: positive regulation of TOR signaling. The record is from RefSeq and is a predicted model, not a curated record. NCBI's taxonomy places the organism in Eukaryota, Metazoa, Chordata, Actinopteri, Cypriniformes, Cobitidae. Gene Ontology annotation, molecular function: molecular adaptor activity; guanyl-nucleotide exchange factor activity.